AAUUAAAAAUAAACACUAAAAAAAGACUAAAAAAUCUAGGAGUAGGAGAAAAUAAGUUUUUUAAAUAAAACUUAUCUCCCUCUUAGCAAAAGUUUCCUCUAGGGCUCUGACUCUCAAGGAUAUACUCCUUGCUAGAAAAAUUGAACCUAUUGUUUUAUCAUGCUAUAAGUUAAAAGAGAAAAUUCAUCUAGUUCGCUUAAAUCUAUUAAAAUGGAAGUUUAAGUUAAAAAGUCCGCAAAUGAAGACAGAUAAAAUUAAAAGACAAAAGCUAAGCUUGCUAUUAAUGAUUCUCCUCAUUGCACUUACAAACUGUUUCUUAUUGUUAAUAAGAUUUAACUGCUUAAAAAGAAGACAUGAAACUCUAAUAACAAUUAACACUGCUAAUAAAAUAAUAACAAUAAAAUAUUACAAAUAAUAACCAUACACAAAUUUCAAUUCUAACAAUAUUAAAUCUCUUACUAUUUAAUCAAAUCUCUAUUUAUUAUUUCAAACAAUUAACUAUCAUUUACUACUAAUAUUUAUUUAUCUAUUUUCAAAUAUCCUUAUAUAUUUGUAUACGUGAUUGAAAAUAAUUGAUAAAAUAUCUGCU
Molecule: messenger RNA, 589 nt
Organism: Tetrahymena thermophila SB210
Lineage: Eukaryota; Ciliophora; Oligohymenophorea; Hymenostomatida; Tetrahymenidae
Product: transmembrane protein, putative
Exons: 3
Source: RefSeq, a predicted model, not a curated record